Messenger RNA from Durusdinium trenchii, 3936 nucleotides. Lineage: Eukaryota; Dinophyceae; Suessiales; Symbiodiniaceae. The record is from the annotation of a GenBank genome assembly.
AUGGCAUGGCAAAGCAUCCCAUUGCAUGAGGCAUCAGCAGCGAUUUGCGCUCGGCAGCCGGAACAGUGCAGCGCGGUUCUCAGCCCUGCGCCCACGCCUGAGGUGGUCGUACCUGUUUCCAAAGCUAGCACCAAGCCGACAAAGCCAGUCCCCUCACAGACUUCACACUCCUUGCAAGAGCUUCGGCACAAGUCGGUGACCGACUUGCGGGAGAUGCUCGCAUCCCGUGGGGUUUCAGAGGGCUCAGCCAGAGACAAGGCAGAUUUGGCUGAGUGGGUCUGGCAACAUCAAGAUCUUCCAGUGCUCUCCAGCUGGAGGCAAAAAAGGGGUCCAAAGGGCCCCAGGCGCUAUGGCUACGGAAUCGGUGGAGAAGGUAGAACUGCAGAUGAAGCAGAGAGUGAGCCAGAGGCUCCCAAAUUGGAGGCCAACGAUGCCAAGCAGAUUGACGGCGAUGAUGUGAAACUCCUGGAGGGUACCAGCCAAGCUGCUGCCCCUGGCGCCCAGGCCCCCACAAAUCUUUAUGCUUGGCUAUUGGACUUCCCUUUUGCUGACUCGGAGGUGCAAAAGAAGCUAUUGGCGUGGUUGGAGGAGGGUGGCGCGCAAGGGUUGUCGGACGUGGAGCUCAUUGAGUCUGAGGUCUUCGGCCGUGGGCUUGUUGCUUGUCGGGACUUCUCCCAGCAUGAAAUUGUCGUAUCCAUUCCGACCUCGCUGUGUCUAGCUGGAGCAGAUGAAUUGGGGCCAGAGGAGAAGGCCGCCGCAGCCUUGUUGAAAGAGAAACACCUUGGGCAGAAGUCCAGAUUCCAAGCCUACAUUGCAUCUCUGACCCCAUUGAGCAUGCGCAUGCAUCCGGCCACCUGGCCCAAGCACCUGAAGUGGAAGAGGUUGUUUGCCUCGAGCCCGGGUGCUUUGCGACGAAUACGCCGGGCCAGGAUGCGGGCUGCAGCUGCAGUGGCCAAGCUGCUUGAAGCCGGCUCCGCGAUGGACGAGGAGGAGGCUCGUUGGGCGUUGGCCAUUGUACGCAGUCGUGCAUUUCCAGAUCGAUCAGGGCAACUGAUGCUUUGUCCUCUUCUCGACCUGCUGAACCAUUGCACCAGAUCAGCUGGAGGCCCGACGUGUGGCUUCGUGCGUUUGGACGGAAGAGUGGCAAUGGUGGCAGAGCGCAAGAUAGAAGUGAAUGAGGAGCUGUGCCACCUGUACGCCUUGUCACCAAGCGCAGAGCUUUUUGCGAACUAUGGUUUUGUCCCUGAAGGUGGGGCCGGUGGAUUUGAAGAAGCACUUAUCGAAGUUCCAAUUGCUGCAACCUUUGCACACCGAGCGGCUCUCAAGCGGCGUGGUUUGGAUCAAGGUCUGAGCCAGAUAUUGCUUCGGCUGUUUGGGAACAUAGCCAGCAGUUGGAUUCUUCCAGUGGCCAGGCUAAUGACUCUUCCAGCGAGCGAAGUGGAGCAGCUGGAAGGGAGGGUUCUUGAUCAGUGGCAGGAGUUGCCUGAUCCAAAGAUGGAGAUGCAGGCAGUUGCUUUAGCCAAGAGCUGGCUGGAAGCACAAGAAGGAAGAGGCUGUGAAGCCUUGCGAUGCCUGGAGGAUCUUGAUCAAAUCCAAAAAGCUGCAGCCGAUCUCAUCCGUGCAGAAAGCGACCUGAUUGCGUCAAGCAUUGAUUGGCUGCGCGCUCGAGAGCACAGGCUAGGACCCGUGGGUUUGGACGAGCAAAACGCCGAGCUCGAACUUGCUUUGGCUCACAUUUGGCGCGUUCUCAUGGCCCAACGGACUGUUCGAUCAGGCUUGCUGGACGCAGAGGAAAGAGCGAAGAAAAUUAAGUUCAACCGGCUGCGGAAGUAUGAACUGCAGGAGCUGGAAGCGGUCUACAUCGAGUCAGUUUUCUAUUUCUACAGUGAUCCGAAGAAAGAAAUCAUCUCCAAAGACGAUUAUGACAAGCUGGUGGCUUACCUGGACAAGCAAAAGUCAAAGGUGCGAAAGCUGAGACCAGAAGAAGUCAGGUUCAUAGAAGCAAGCAUCGCUUACUAUAGAGGCAAGCCUGUGAUGUCAGAUGAAGAGUACAAAGGCUUACGAUCAAAAGUAUCGAGGUCAGGGCGGCGAAAGGAUAUGACUGCUUUGCUGUUGACAGAACGCAGCAAGCAAUUCCUCAAUGACGAGGAAAUGACAAAGUUCCAAGAAGCCUUCAAGAACGCCAGGGAAUAUGACUUUUCCAAGCUGGAAUCAUAUGCUGUCGGCGAUUUGGAAGAGCUUUACAUUGAUGCGUUGUGGUGCUUCCACAGGGAAAAGCGUGCCCUUCUGAGUGAUGAUGAAUUUGACGAGCUCAAGAAAGUCUUGUACAAGAUGGGAUCCCGCUUUCCAACCUUGAAGAGGAACGAAGUUGCCUUCGUGGAGGCAUCCAUCGCAUGGUAUCGUGGUGAACCUUUGAUCUCCGAGGAAGACUUUCAGCAGCUAAAGACGGAGAUCACCGCAUCUGGGAGACGCAAGGAUGUCACAGCAUUUUUGCUCUAUGAGCGUGGGGAGCAGUUCCUCAAUGCCGAGCAGUAUGCUGCAAUGAAGGAAGAAUAUGACUUGCUGGGUAUCAGUGCUGUCAACCUGGAGGAGUGCACGCUGGCCCAGAUGGAAGAGAUGUAUGUGGAUGCACUGUGGGCAUACUACAAUGAUGGCACGCAACUGCUUAGCGACGAGCAGUUCAGCAAAUUGAAAGAGGAGCUGGCAUGGCAGGGCUCAGGAUUUCCAGCAUUGCAGCGGAAGGAGGUCGAGUUCGUCAAGGCAACCUUGGCCUAUCACAGAGACGAGCCCUUGUAUUCGGAUGAGCAGUGGGACGAACUCAAGGCGGCAGUUGAAUCAGACGGAAUGCGUGCAGAUGUGGCCGCAUUUCUCCUCUACAGUAAAGGCCAAGAGAUUUUGGACGCUGACUCCUACAGUAGGAUGCAGAAGGAGCUGGCCAAGAUCGGCGUGAGCGUGAAGAAAGCUGGAUCCAAUGCCUUGCAGCAGACCAUCAAUAUUACCAGUGGAAAACUUGAAAAUGAUGUACUCCAGGUCUUCUUCAUGGUUUCAGCGUUGGCAUCCAUCCCCACCAUUUUGGCUACUGCUUUGGUUUGGGCUGUGGGGCUUUUCCUGGACUUUGAGUUCGUCCCAGAGGCUGCGUGGGGCUCAAUUCUGUCGGCUGAGUUUGUUCCGCUCUUCGUCAUUGGAAUUGGCAUCGGCCUGGUGUUGUCAAAUUGGAUGCUUGGAAAUGCUCUUUUUUUGGGAGGGGUCAUCUUGCACGAUGGGAAAUUGUAGUCGGCACCAACAUUUCUUUGCACUAAAGCCCCAUGAGUGGUGACUUGUCCCAUGUUUGGAGCGCUUUGGUGUGAGUUUUGACGGCUACAUUGUUCACGAACACAACUUAAGAACUUUUAAUUUCGCGCAUCAGUCUUCUUUUGGCUCUCACAAGCUCAUAACCAAAUUGAAUUUUCCAGCGAGGAGAGGCCCGCUUGAACCUUGCACCAAGGAUCCUUGAGUUUUUGGACCUACAAAAUCCCGAGGUUCUCGUGGGAACUUGCCCGUCGUGCAACCGAGCGCAGCUAAAAGUUGACGAUUCCUUGAAGACAUGGCAAAGUGACAGAGGCAUUGGCCUUCCUUUUCGAAAGCUGAGGCAAUUCACCUAUCAAAUUGUUUUCGGGCGGAGCAGCUCCGCAAAAGAAUGUGAAUUACUCCUGUGCCGAGCCACCCUGCUGAAAAUGAGAAAGCCCACACAGGGUACAUAGCUGAACUUGUGGGCCAAGCAUGGGUCAUGCAAGCCUGGAACACGGAGAGCCUUCACUGUUCAUCAGCAAGCAAUCUUCAAGCAUUCAAGAUCAUUGAAAGGGAAAGGAUUGAAUGAAGAGACAGAAAACAGGACAAGAGUCCGUACAAGACCCUUGAAACAGGUUUUCUGUUGUGUGGAGCUGUGCCAUGCUGUGC